GUAUAGAAAGGUCAAGGUCGAUAAAUAACAAACCAGCGUGGAAAUUAAAUUUAGACGGAAAAAUGGGAGUACCGGCGUUUUUUCGCUGGUUAAGUAAAAAAUAUCCAUCAAUUCUACUCCAUUGUGUAGAAGAGAAGCCAAAGGAAGUUGGAGAUGAAACAAUUCCUGUGGACACAAGUCAACCUAAUCCCAAUGAUUAUGAAUUUGACAAUUUGUACCUGGAUAUGAAUGGUAUUAUCCAUCCAUGCUGUCACCCAGAGGACAAACCAGCCCCAAAGAAUGAGAAUGAAAUGAUGGUUCUGAUUUUUGAAUACAUUGAUAGAAUAUUCUCCAUUGUAAGACCUAGGAAGGUGUUAUAUAUGGCAAUAGAUGGAGUUGCACCUAGAGCUAAGAUGAAUCAGCAAAGAUCUAGAAGAUUUAGAGCUUCCAAAGAAACCACGGAAAAGAUAGAAGAAAUGGCAAGAUUGAGGGGUGAACUUACUCAGAAAGGUUAUGAAUUACCACCAGAGAAGGAAAAAGGAGAACAUUUUGACAGUAACUGUAUAACACCUGGAACACCAUUUAUGUUCAGAUUAGCAGACUGUUUGAGAUAUUACAUUCAUGACAGAAUCAAUAGUGAUCCAGGAUGGCAAAAUAUUAAAGUUAUAUUAUCUGAUGCUAAUGUACCUGGAGAAGGGGAACAUAAAAUUAUGGACUAUAUAAGAAGACAGAGAGAUCAACCAGACCAUGAUCCAAACACAAAACAUUGUUUGAAUGGUGCUGAUGCUGAUCUGAUUAUGUUGGGUUUAGCUACACAUGAGCCUCACUUCACCAUUAUCAGAGAAGAAUUCAAACCAAACAAACCAAGAAGUUGUGAUUUAUGUGGUCAGAUGGGCCAUGAAAUGAAAGAAUGUACAGGUUUACCUAAAGAAAAAAUUGGAGAGCAUGAUGAAGGACCAGUGAUGUUUGACUCAGAACAACAGUUUAUAUUUUUAAGAUUAAAUAUAUUAAGAGAGUAUCUAGAAAGAGAGCUACUGAUGACCAACCUUCCAUUUAAAUAUGAUUUUGAGAGAUCUUUAGAUGAUUGGGUUUUUAUGUGUUUUUUUGUGGGUAAUGAUUUCCUUCCUCAUUUGCCAUCAUUAGAAAUCAGGGAAAAUGCAAUUGACAGACUUAUAAAAUUAUACAAAAAUUGUGUAAGAAGAACUGGGGGGUAUUUGACAGAUAGCGGAGUAGUAAACUUAAGUCGUGUACAGAUAAUAAUGCAAGAGCUUGGUGAGGUAGAAGAUGAAAUUUUCAAGAAAAGAAGAAAUAAUGAGUUAGAAUUCCAGCGCAGAAAUAAAGAAAGGAAAGCAAGAGAAAAAAGAUUUUCUCAAGGGCCUCGCUGGACACCAGGUGGACAGUUUGCUCCACAGGCAUUAGGCCAGUCCCAUAGCUCAUCAGGUGUAUCCAAUCCAAGACAAGAGGCCUUCAAGGGUCGUGUGGAUGCCAUGCAGUCAAUGAUGACAAAAGACGAGCCAGGUAAAGGUACAAAGAGGAGUGCUCCUGACAGUGAUGAUACAGAGAAAGAGAAAGAAGAAGAUGAGGAGAAAGAACCAGAGGAUGAGGUCAAGUUAUGGGAAGAUGGAUGGAAGGACAGAUAUUACAAGUCAAAGUUUGAUGUAGAUAAAAACGACAUAGAAUUUAGACAUAAUGUUGCCAGACAUUAUGUUACAGGUUUAUGUUGGGUUUUAAGAUACUAUUAUCAGGGUUGUGCCUCUUGGAAGUGGUAUUUUCCAUAUCAUUAUGCACCAUUUGCAUCCGAUUUUGUAAAUAUCAGUGAUCUACCCAAUGAUUUUGAAAAACAUACAAAUCCAUUUAAGCCAUUGGAACAGUUAAUGGGUGUAUUUCCUGCAGGCAGUAAAAAACAUCUGCCACUAACCUGGCAGACAUUAAUGUUUGACCCUGAAUCUCCUAUCAUAGACUUUUACCCAACAGACUUUAGGAUAGAUUUGAAUGGGAAGAAGUAUGCCUGGCAGGGAGUAGCUUUACUACCAUUUGUAGAUGAGAAAAGAUUACUGAAGGGUUUAGAGACUGUUUAUUCAGAUCUGACUCCAGAGGAAGUUUUUAGAAAUGGUAGAGGUAAAGACAGGCUGUUUGUAGGUAAAAGACAUCCAGCUCACUCCUUCUUUGAGGGUCUGUAUGAAGGUGAAAGGUCAGAAGAGGGUGUAGAUGUAAAUCCCUCUUUGACGCAUGGUAUGGCAGGUCGUGUCUGGUGUGAUGAUAAAGCUACAAUGUCGGGAGAAACGAUUAAAUCACCGUUACCACAACCUGAAAUGAAAGACAUUCUUGAUAAUCAGUGUUUAUGUAUUCUGUUCAAAGAUCCAGUAUAUGAUGAUGACCAUCUGUUUCCAUCCAAAGUACUCCCUAAUGCUAAAAUGCCAGACAGAGUAUUAAAACCAGAAGAUUUUGAUCAGAGAAAUAGGGGAAAGAGUUGGAUGCCACAGUUAGGCUUUCAGAAACACAGUGGUUAUAGAGGAGACAGAAAAGAUAGUUCAGCAGCCAAUAGAAUGUUGAGAGGAAGUUUGGGACGAGGUAACAACCAAGGAGGCGGAGGUUGGAACAGACAAAGUAUGUACAAAUCUCAUAGUGCUCCCUCACUAAGGUAUCCAAGAGGCGGUGGCUAUGGUGGUGGUUAUGGUGGUGCUCAAGGUUACGGAGGUGGAGGUGGUGGCUACAACAGUGGAAAUAACAGAGGAGGAGGUCAAAGAUAUGGUAACCAAGGUAACCAUGGUUGGCAAGGCAACAUGAACAAUCAGGGAAAUGCAUAUAAUAGAAAUCAGCAACAGGGAGGAUAUGGAGGCCAUCAAGGAGGUUAUAAUCAAGGUGGAGGUAAUUGGAGUGGAAAUCAAAGAGGAGGUAAUUGGGGUGGCAAUCAAGGAGGAGGUAAUUGGAGAGGAAAUCAACAGGGUGGCAGUAACUGGGGAGGUAGCAGAAACCAACAGCAGAAUAGAGGAGGAGGAGGAAAUUAUAAUAGUAAUAACAGAGGACAAGAUAGAUACAGACCAUACUGAUGUAAUCUUUUGAAAGAACAGAAUAUUGCACAUAAAACAAACAUUAUAUGAGAAUACAAGUGAAAUUAUAAAUAAUCCCUUAUCUCAAGAUUUGACAAUUCAAUUUUGAAUAUGAAAAUGUUUUGGACAUCUAGAGCAUGAACACAGACAUAAUAUGAUACAUCUUUAACCAACAGCAAGAUAUAAAAUGGUUUAAUUUGAUUUGUCAAGUCUUGUUUUGAGUUUGGUUAUAAUACAUAACAAAUGUAUUACAAUGUAUGUGAAUUUCAAAUUAGUGAAUGAUGUUACAGUACCACAUCGAAUAGUAAUAUUCAUGGAUAGUAUUCAAUAGCAUCAUUUAAUGUGCUGUAAAUAUUUUCAUGAUUAUUUAUAAGUAAUAUAUAAAUAAAGAACUGAUUGAAAGUAAAUGCUUGAGAUAUUUUUUUUUAAAUUCUUCAAAUAUGUUUAAAGUACACAUAUUUUUUUUAAAUCCAAGAUAUUUAAAACAUAAGUUCAGAACACAUACCACUCAUCAUGUCAUGUCUUAACUUAAUUAUUUCUUUAGUCUUAAGAAACAGUGAAUACUGAAAUUUCAAUUGUAUGUUUUAUAUGUCAUGUAACUUCAUGGUAUUUUAAUUAAUUUAUAAGAUCAAACUUCCUUGUAAAUAUCAUGAUGAACAAUUAAAAUUAUUAUCAUUAUUCAGA
Messenger RNA from Mytilus californianus (California mussel), 3713 nucleotides. RefSeq names its product 5'-3' exoribonuclease 2-like. Gene Ontology annotation, cellular component: nucleus. NCBI's taxonomy places the organism in Eukaryota, Metazoa, Mollusca, Bivalvia, Mytilida, Mytilidae. Gene Ontology annotation, molecular function: 5'-3' RNA exonuclease activity; RNA binding. Gene Ontology annotation, biological process: nuclear-transcribed mRNA catabolic process. The record is from RefSeq and is a predicted model, not a curated record. The transcript has 30 exons. The coding region runs from base 63 to 3029 and encodes 988 amino acids.